AUGAUGAAAUUCACUGUAUCGAAUUAUAACAUUAAAUGUGCCACUGCCAGCUGGCAGUUGCUUCAAAAGAGAUUCAACACCACCACUGUCUCCACUUCAUUGCAAAUCACAAACAACGCAUUGACAUUGCCUGCUGCAAAACAACAGUCAAAGCAUUUUACAGUGCAAACCAAGACUAGAACAUUGGGUAAAUCACAAGGCCGAGUUGUCAUUUUGGGUUCAGGAUGGGCAGGGUUUCGCUUGAUUCGAGAAUUAGACAAGAAAAACUACGAUGUCUCUGUAGUGUCUCCAAGAAACCACUUUGUGUUUACACCGCUUUUAGCGAGCACCUCUGUUGGUACCUUGGAAUUUAGAUGUAUUACUGAGCCUGUUAGAACCUACUCAAAGGAAACCAACUUUUACCAAGCUUUUUGUGACAAGAUUGACGUUAAAAAUCAAGUGAUUCACUGUACAUCCAACAUUGAUGCCGACCCCACCAAGAAGGAGGAAUUCACGCUUGAUUAUGAUAAACUGGUCAUUGCAGUGGGCGCCUAUACAAAGACAUUUGGCAUUCCUGGUGUCAAAGAGUAUGCCUGCUUUUUGAAGGAAGUGAACGACGCCAGAAAGAUCAGAAAGCGGCUGAUUGAUUGCUUUGAGUAUGCCUCUCAGCCUGGUAUCAGUGACAAGGAGAAAGAAGACAGACUUCACUUUGUAGUAGUAGGAGGAGGUCCCACUGGCGUCGAGUUUUCCGCUGAACUGUAUGAUUUCAUUUCGGAUGAUCUUUCAAGACUCUACCCAGAUCUCAUGAAGAAAACCCGAAUGACCUUGUAUGAUGUUGCUCCCACCAUUCUCGGUGCAUUUGAUUCUCACUUGUCAGAUUACGCGUCUAAAAAGUUUAGUCGCAAAGGCAUCCAAAUCAAGACUCAGCGCAUUGUUGACAGAGUUGAAAAAGACCAUCUUGUUAUCAAAGAUGAAGGAAAAGUGCCCUAUGGACUGUUGGUAUGGUCCACAGGCUUGACACAGAACCCAUUGGUUGAGUCAUUUACUUCUGCUGCCAAGGACAAAUCGGGACAAAGAAUUUUGACUGAUGGGCAAUUACGAGUAAUUGAGAAAGAAUCCAAUGCACCCUAUCCCAAUAUCUACGCCUUGGGUGAUUGCGCCACCAUCUUGGACAAUGAUCUGCCAGCCACAGCUCAAGUUGCAUCCCAAAAAGCCGGUUUUCUUAUCAAAAAUCUGAAUGCCAUUGCUAAAAAGGGUUAUGAGAUCCCUGAUGGAAAGGAAUUCAAGUACAAGAACAACGGUAUCAUGGCUUAUAUUGGUUCAUAUGAAGCAUUGGUGGACAUGUCUGCCUGGCACAACUGGGCCAAAAUGUCUGGACAUUUGUCUUGGCUCCUCUGGAGAUCAGCAUACAUCAGUAAGAGUGUCAGCAUCAGAAACAAAAUGUUGAUUGCCUAUCACUGGUUCCUGACAUUUACAUUGGGAAGAGACAUCAGCCGGUUCUAA
Messenger RNA from Mucor velutinosus, 1482 nucleotides. RefSeq lists its product as uncharacterized. The record is from RefSeq and is a predicted model, not a curated record. Bases 1 to 1482 code for a protein of 493 amino acids. Gene Ontology annotation, molecular function: NADH dehydrogenase activity. Lineage: Eukaryota; Fungi; Mucoromycota; Mucoromycetes; Mucorales; Mucoraceae. The transcript is spliced from 15 exons.